CUUCGACAGGAGACUGCGGAAGAACACUGGUUGCUUCAGAGAUAUUUCUUGGCAAUGAGCGCUCAGGAAUCAAGAAGGGGUCUUUUUCAAAGCCAAUCGCAAGGAAAGAAAUUUAGCUCCAUAACCUCCAAGAGUUUUAUGAAGCAAAGUGGAGGAAAGCACACAAAUGGGAAAUCGUUGGGCGUGCAGCUGGAAGAUAAAAACUCCAAACUGUUGACAAAUGCCAUACAAAGUGAUUCAAGGGGAACAAAAUGGGCAAAAACUCAUGGCAAUGAAUGGCAAGCAAAGCGGAGGACGCGUCCGAGUGGGGUUAGAACAACAAGACAAAUCAGGCGAAACGAGAGAGAAAGAGGGAGGAAAGCAAGAUUAAACGCGGCCUUUCAAGUCCUUCGUUCAGUUGUACCAAGUAACGUGAAUUCUUCUGGAGGUGUCAGCGAACGAAAGAUGACUCAAGUUGAAAUCCUACGUCUGGCUAAAAAUUAUAUUUCGAACCUUACGGAACUACUCGACAAAAUCAAAGAAGAAGAGAAGUACUCUCUUCGAGCUUUCAAUGCUUAAAUACUUUUAUUGUUAUCGUGAUGAGAUUCCUCCCGUCACUUUGGUAAUUUUGGUUUUUAAAACUACGUGAAUGCAACGAAAAGCCAGCGAUUAGAAAU
Molecule: messenger RNA, 656 nt
Organism: Pocillopora verrucosa
Lineage: Eukaryota; Metazoa; Cnidaria; Anthozoa; Scleractinia; Pocilloporidae
Product: protein dimmed
Molecular function (GO): DNA-binding transcription factor activity, RNA polymerase II-specific; protein dimerization activity
Source: RefSeq, a predicted model, not a curated record